Molecule: messenger RNA, 955 nt
Organism: Conger conger (European conger)
Lineage: Eukaryota; Metazoa; Chordata; Actinopteri; Anguilliformes; Congridae
Product: sorting nexin-10B-like
Exons: 7
Coding region: 317-946 (209 amino acids)
Biological process (GO): intracellular protein transport
Molecular function (GO): phosphatidylinositol binding
Source: RefSeq, a predicted model, not a curated record
AAUGGCGUAAAGCCUGGGCCUUUGAAGUUCGUGACGUGUGCCGGCGUCCUUUAAAUGUCAGCGCCUAAUGAAGUUUUACCUCGAGAGGAACCCUUUCCUGCCCCGCGGAAGCGCCCCGUAAUUACAUUCCACGGAGAGAUCUAAGGCUGUUUCACUGCUUCCGAGGACGGAGUUGGACAGACUCGCUCAGCGCCAGGGUUGCCUGUUUUUGUUUUGACUGUUCAUAUGACGAAACUUUGACUUAUGGCCCAUUGAGCGUGGAACGUUUUCUUCAGAAUGACUGUUUGCGCGUUGGAAUGGCUGUUGGUCAGGUCACAUGGAGGACGAACGGCCAGUGUUCGACAGUCUCAUGAAGCAUGAGUUUAUCAGUGUGAUCGUGCGGGACCCACAGUUUCACAGAGAGGAUUUCUGGCAUUCGCACUGUGAUUAUGAGAUCCAUCUACAUACCAACAGCAUUUACUUCAGGAGGAAGCUGUCCUGUGUGAGGAGACGGUUCAGCGAGUUUGUGUGGCUCCGCCAGAGACUACAGAGCAAUGCCGUACUUAUGGACGUGCCCAAGCUGCCCCCCUCCAUCCCCUUCUUCAGCCUGCGGAACCCUCUGCACGUCAACCUGAGGCUCAACGGGCUGCAGAGCUUCCUGGAGAUAGUGCUGCAGGUCCCUCUCCUGCUCUCAGACAGCUGCCUGCACCUCUUCCUGCAGUCGGACCUGAGCGUGUCUAAGAUGGAGGCGUGUGCGUGUGGGAGGACACGCUACUCCGUGGCUCAGGCCAUCCAGCGCAGCGCCCGCCGCCAACACCCCUCCCCCUCCGACGACUCGGACAACGAGAGCACGACCUCUUCAGCAGGCCUGGACUACAGCAGUGAGGGCCACACCCAGACUCCACCCCUCCCUGGCACUGACUCCGCCCCUGCCCUGGCCCUGACUCCGCCCCUGCCCUGGCCCUGACCCCGCCCC